Chelmon rostratus (copperband butterflyfish) is the source of this 2514-nucleotide messenger RNA. RefSeq names its product SKI/DACH domain containing 1 (gene skida1). The transcript has a single exon. The record is from RefSeq and is a predicted model, not a curated record. The coding region runs from base 1 to 2514 and encodes 837 amino acids. NCBI's taxonomy places the organism in Eukaryota, Metazoa, Chordata, Actinopteri, Chaetodontiformes, Chaetodontidae.
AUGGGAGACCUGGAGUGUGGCUUUGAGGAAAUGCAAGGAGUGAGGCUGGGAUACCUGCUCAUAAAAGGCAAGCAAAUGUUUGCUUUGUCUCAGGUCUUCACCGACCUGCUGAAGAACAUCCCUCGGACCACGGUGCACAAGCGCAUGGACCACCUGAAGGUGAAGAAACACCACUGCGACCUGGAGGAGCUGCGGAAGCUCAAAGCAAUAAACUCUAUAGCUUUCCAUGCCGCUAAAUGCACCCUCAUAUCGCGGGAGGACGUGGAGGCUCUGUAUUUCUCCUGCAAGACGGAGCGGGUGUUGAAGUCCAACAAAAGGAAAGCGAAAGCGGCGUGUUCCCCCGGGGACGAGGAUGCGUCCCAGGGGUUCCUGCGUGCGGACGCCGAGCUGUGGAAGGAAAAAGUUUGGUUUAGUUUGCACGGUGUCCCGGAGACUCUCGCACUUCACAACAAAACGGGCAAGAGGAGAGAGCUGACUCCUUGCCUUACCGACUCCAAACUACCUCAAUUUUACCACAAAACCCACGGACGGGAAUACCGUUCGGUGACCAAGUCUAGUUACAAACACUUUAAAAACUAUGAAACAGCGAAAAUAACAGGGAACCGCGUUACCUUGAGCCAAAGGCACUCGUUUUUCCGGAGCGCUGUGAGCCGGCAGCCGGUGGUGUCCGCCAUAGCUGCUCAGUCCAGGCUCUCGCGCUCAGCCGGCGACCUACUUCACAAAAGGAAGAGGAGGCGCGAGGGGGGCGGCGGCAGGGACAGCGCGAGGCACUCGUGGAGCAGGAGCAAACAGGCGCACCACCACGUACCGCCGGUGCUGCUCUUACAACCCAAAUCACCCGGCGGCCACGGGACCUCUUUUGGUGCUUUCCACCUCGGUCCCGAUUUCUAUCUUGACCCCAGACCUCACCAUCAUCACCACCACCAGCACCACCAUCACCACCAUCAUCACCACCACGAGCCGAGUUUCCCGGAGGGUUACAGCAGCGACACCGAGUCCAGCACCUACUCAGACAGGGCGUACCCGGACUCGGACUUUGGGUCCGGCUUCUCCACCACCAGCAACUCCGCGAGCUCAGAGGAGGAGGAGGAGGAGGGCGAGGAUGAAGAUGACACGCAGUCAGAGAGUUCAGAGGUCAGCUCAGACGAGGAGGAGAGCUCCUCUCAGUCCGACUCGAGCUCCGUUUCUAGCCGUGUGUCGGUGCAGAGCAUUCGGUUCCGACGGGCCCGGGUCGGGUCCCUCGCCAAAACUCUCAACACUAGUAAAGCACCUUUGGUCCUGCAGCCCACGUUUCACUACAACAACCACCAGCAGCAGGAGAGGCAGCACAGGACCCUGGGGCAUGCUGCCUCCUCGCAGGCAGGAGACAGUAGACAGGAAAAACGACAGAAAUGUGAUUUUAUAUGCAGUGAAACUAGAAAGGACCUGGGACCCUUACAGACACCAAAAUUUAACUCAGGCGUCGUGGGGGAGAGCUUCUUCACCGAGUCCAAAAGGGAAAAGGCGUUUGAGGCUGGUCUAGACAGAUCUGACCCCGCGGACGAGCUGGUCCCGUAUUCACCGGGACCCAACCGGAAUAAGGCCUUUCACCCCUCACGCGCGACACCGGGGCACCCCACCAUGUGCCCCCCGGGACUGGGCGCACAGUGUGACCACGACAAGCUCCCCAAAUGUGCUGACAAAAGGGAGGCGAAAGCCGCCAGCGUGAAACUGCCCACUACCCUGAAAAGAAUAAAGAUCGAGGCGGAGGAGUCCUCUGUGACCGCCGCCCCCCACUCGGACAGCGGCAGGACAGCCAGGACACCGCCCUUCAACCUCCACAACGUGAAAGUUAAAGUGGAGGAAAGCUGUGAUGAAUAUGAAUACCAGAGCCAGGCCACUGUAGUCAAAUGUAAAGGAGAUAAGACAGAGAGUAGCGGCGGCCAGUAUCCCAGUGGGGCCAUCAAACAAGGGGACUUUUUCAGCAGCGGGAUUAAAGACACAGAGAGGAGCCCUGACGUGGUCCCCAGGCCCCCCUGUGGUCCUCAGGAAUGCUGGAGCACCCAGGACACCCCGUGCGUCGACGAGGGGGAGCACAGGAGCAAAAACUGCAGGGCUCCGGUGCUGGGGAAUAAGAAGUCCCGGGUUUCCAGGGCGCAAACAAAGCAAAACGUGCCCAGGGUCAACAAGGCUCCCUCUUCUUCCUCCUCCUCCACCUCCUCCUCCUCCUCUUCUUCUUCUUCUUCGCGUCCCGCGGGCUGCGACGAGGCAUCCACGGAGGAUUUACCUUGCAGACGCAAACGCAGCAACGCGAGCACUGUAGCAUCGCCUGCAAAAACGCCUUUCAGCCUGAUGGCAAACUUCCCAUCCCCGCCGUCGCUGGUUGUUGGCAGCGACGGGGAUUUGUGCCCUGCUUACUCCCUGAACUCGCUGAGGGGCACCGGGCCUCCCCCUCCGUCCCACCCCGUGUGGAGGUGGCAGCCAGGCGGCCAGAUUCUCCCUCCCCCACACGCUCAGAGAACUAGGAAAUACUGA